Messenger RNA from Botrytis cinerea B05.10, 3423 nucleotides. RefSeq lists its product as hypothetical. Lineage: Eukaryota; Fungi; Ascomycota; Leotiomycetes; Helotiales; Sclerotiniaceae. The transcript is spliced from 2 exons. The record is from RefSeq and is a predicted model, not a curated record. Bases 92 to 3295 code for a protein of 1067 amino acids.
GGAACAAAAGCAAUUGCAUGCAGAAUCGUUCUUGAAUUAACGCAAUUCGAAACGCUUUAGAGAUUGCACUUUAAUCUUUAUCAAUUGGAAAAUGCCUUUGAGCGCUCUAGCUCCAAAUGACGAGCUUCCAUAUCCAAUGGAAAAAAGCUCUGAAAAACGACCCUUGACCCCAAGCGCAACUCAACAAUCGCGAAAGAGACAUUCAAUUCCAAACUCAACAUCAAUUGCAAUUUCAAAGGAAGGAGCAGAUAAUUGUUUUUUAAAUUCUUUAAAUGAUCAUGAGAGCGAUCUCCACUCUAAUAAAGUCAAUAAUCCACAACCUCAAGCUUUGAAAAUUCAAAGCAGUCGAGAUGAAUUUGCUAGAUUGGAUUCGCUGCCUCAAAAUGUGAGAGGUGCAAUUUUCGAAAGAGGGCAGCGGAAUCAACAAUACUCAAGCGAAAAGAGUAGCGCGAAUCAAUCAAUCCUUGAAGAAGAUCACAAUAAGUUGAUGGAUGAUGCAGCUAAUGAAUAUAGUAGCAAUUGCGAUUGGGAUAGUAGCAGCAAUGUCGAAGAAGGUCGCUCACAAAUUGGAAAAGCUUUUAACCCCUUUCAAACCCCACCACUCACUCUCGCAAAUCUUAAUUCCUUUCAAUUUUCCUCAAUCCAAGAUCGAAAUCCCUACUCACAAAAGAGUUCCAUCAGACGGAAUUAUCAAUCCCCAUUGCAUCAAGCGGAAUUGCUUCAGGCUCAAUUACUUCAAUCGCAAUUGAACCCCGCUUCAAGGCUCACUCCUGAAGCUUUAAAUUUCGAAGGGAUUCCUGAUGCAGCAGAUAUUGAAGGGAGCUUUGAAAUUGAUACAAGCAAUCAGAAUGGCUCCCCUUAUUUCGAGCGCUAUUCUGAGAGCAGCAAUCCAUUGCCAACUAUUGAGAUUCGAAAGGCAUUGUCUGAUGCGGAUUUUGCUUUUGACGAAGAGUACUACUCCACUGAUGAUGAUGAAAUAGAAGUUAGCAAUGAGGAGGCAAGGGAGGCAGCGCAAGAGUUAAUUGAUCUUGGAAAUCAAAUUGAAGUGGGAAGUGAAGUGGAUAGCGAUCCUUUUGGUGAAAUAUCUGAUCCUUACUCUUUCAAUGCGUUCGAUCACUUCUGUGCUCACUUUAGAAAUGGAUUUUUUUGUGAGGAAGUUGAACAUGAAAAGAUAUUUCAAAAGCAUCAUGAGGAAAUGUUUAGGAGCGGCCAAUCUCACUCCAAUCAUUGCAUCAACCUUCGUCAAUUUGCAAUUGAAAGAAAUCCAUAUCGGGAGCAAAACGAGAUUCCAAAUUAUCUCGGCAAAAGGCACCUUCAACGUGGAAAGGAGAUAUUCACAGCAUCAAAUUUGCCACGUCAAACUUCAAGCAAUCAUUCCCUGAUGGUGGAUCACUUAAGUGAAAGGCAACUUCGCACUAUCUAUGAAGGCACCUAUCAUCUUUCGCGUAUACAAAGCAAUCAAGGUUUUGGAGUUACUGAUCGCUCUUUUGAACGAGCCGAAUCAGUUGCAGAGCCCCUCAGCGAUGACGAAUAUUGCAUUGAUUCAACUCGCACCAAGCCCCCUACAUUGUGCAUGUUGAAUCAUGAGCUUGAGGUUUCAGCAGAGCAAACCCCUACAAUUACUGUAGAUAUUGAUAGUAUGUGUGGGGAAUUCAAAAGUUUAGCUGCGAUUAAAACUGGGUGGAUUUACUACCCUUAUACGAAUGCUCCAUUAACAGGUCGCACCCAUGGCGUUUACAUCAAAAUUCCCUACAAUUUGCCCUUUGAUUCAGAUGAUCACUAUUUAGCAAUUGCUGAUUUGAACCCCUUUCGAUUCGAUGCAGAGCACGCUUUGUUGCUCUCCCCGGAAAAGAUUCCUCAUAUUUUUUUCGGCAAACUUCACGAUUGGAGCUCCAUCAAUAUCUACCUGCUUUUCCCCAACAUCUUCUUUCACCGAAGGAAGGGCCUGAAGAAAUCUCAGGAAAAGCACAUUUCUAUUUACCUUAGUGACGAUCAACGCAAAAUCCUACACGAGGAGGUGAUCCACCCUGCAAUGAGCUUCGCCUUUGAUCAUCACACGUCGGAAUCUAUACCCUCUCACUGGGAAACCAUGAAAGCUCACGCAAAUGCGCACGGCACAGAGCAAAAUCGCCUUCGCGGGUCUCAAUCUCGCUUUCAAUCACUUGGCUAUCGAAUUAAUCCAAAUCAAAGCGAUCAAUUUGAUACCUUUACUCGCGAGUGCUAUCGCUUAAUUGAAGCAUUGGAAUUAGUUGAUUUUUACGGCUUGCGAUUAUAUUUCAAUGGAAAGGGCUUUAAAGAUUCGGAACGUCAACCUUCAUUCUCUCAAUUGCACGAAACCUGGGGCGCGCGAUGGAGCAAGCAGUUCAAUAAUGCCUUUAUUCCAAUGGAUCGCUGCUGGUUGGACCUUGGGCGGCAGUUCACACCGGUGAAGAAUAGCAAUUUUGAUGAGCUCACUAUGCUUUGGAAGCCAUGCUGCAUCAAGAAAUAUUACGAUGAGCGAGCCACAAAAUGUAAAACCCGCUCCACGCUUCCUUUGGAAAUAUUCAACCUCGGUGGCUGCCGGGAUAUUAUUUCUGCUACCAUGACUGCACGGAAAGGGUCCAAGCAAGCUGUUGGUGGAGCUUGCUACAGUCAAUUUUACACCAGAUCAAAAAUGCACUUUGUCACUUCCACUGUCGAAGUCUUUCAAAGUAGGGAUAUUGAUGCUUUAGCAUAUGGAUCAGCGCAAUUGAAAGCUGUUGGCAGCGCUGGAAAAAGUAAAAUGCCCACAUUUCAAAAUGCUGCUGAUGCUUACAUCAAUGGAGUCAACCGCACAGAUCUUGGAAUUGAUGAAAUUGAGAAAACCUCCUGCGAACCUCGAGAGGAGCAUCGAAUUCGCGCUGAUAUUUGCUUUUCCUUAUUGCGAGAAUUGGCUGAUCAAGAGAAAAGUGAAUGGGGUAGUGAAAAUUCACAAGGGAGCGUUAGCGGGAUGGGGGGUGAGAAUUUCGCAAAUGAUCUUACAUUCAAUAGUGAAAGUCUUGCGAGAAGUGCAAAUUCAAGUGAAGGGGGCGGUUCGCAGAAUGGCAUUAGGGAUUGGGAAAUCAAUUUUCUUGCACCUAGCGAUGCUCGCUACUCUAGCUCAAUUCCACUCCGCGCAAAGGAACUAUGUACGAAGCUAAAUUGCGAAGCGAAUAUUUCAGAGUGCAACGAGGGAAUUUCCCCAAUCAACAUUCUAUCGCUCGCCACCUCCCUUUUUGGAUUGUUCAAUCUCCCAUCUUUGCCUCAUUUCUGCGCUCAAAUGUUAAUAAAGCCUUGAUGGGAUUCGAGCAUGUUUUAUCAACCUUGAAUCACGAAGUUGUGAAACAAUCAGCGACAGCUACUGCAUUGAUGUUCUUGGAACUGAUUCGAAAUAGCGUUUUGUGUAAAAAUAUUAAGGGCGCUCCA